AAAACAAAAAAAAAAACAGGUCGUCACGAUACCGCGAGAUUACGCAACCAGGAAGUGGAUACCUCCGUUGAAUGCACUUUUGGAAACGUGUUGUUGACGCUGAGGCAUGUUCCCACACGGCGCAUCACCGAGGAGGCGACCAGCCUACAACCCCAGGCCGUAUCACGCACCCGCUCAGGUGGAUCCCCCCUUUUUCCAGCACAGAGCGGUCGACGGGUAUGAUGUUCCUGUACAUGACAGCUUACCUAUUUAUGAUUGGAAGCCUCGUCCACUGGCCCCUCCCCCACCUCCUCACAUUAUGGAGAAUUGGCGCAAGAGGAAACAUGAGGACCACGACUCCCCGAUUGUGAAGCGCCUACGUGGUGACGCUUCAUCAUCCCUCCCCUCUUCGAGACAUCCAGUCAGUCGGCACACUCAUCCCUCUUUUAGUCCUGACCAUGCGGUGGCGGGCUCCUCGAGAUCAUCCUCUGUUUUUAGUCACCCUCAUUCCCAUGUGCACCCUCACGUGCCUGCGAUCCCACGCAGCUCCACGAACAUGCACUUCUUUGCCGACGACAAGCUAAGCGCUCAGGUGAUGAAGCUGUUCGAGAUGUGCCAGCAGCAGUCUUCUGAUUUAUGUCAGAAAGAGAAGUGCCGAAGUUGGCUGCAACGAGACGAGCGAGUCUCAGAAAUGGGGCGGCUGUAUAUGACGGGAUCCACCAUGAGCGGGUUAGCCAGUCGGAGCAGUGACGCCGAUUUGUGUUAUGUCCUCCAUGAAAGUAAAAAAGCAGAUCCCAUUGCUGUACUCUCUGCCCUCCAAAGGAUUAUGAGGUCAAUGAUUUAUGUGGAGCGGAUGCGGCUGAUCAGAGCCAAAGUGCCGAUCCUCAGGUUCCAAGAAAAAGGCAGCAAUCUGGUGUUUGACCUGAACGUCAACAACACAGUGGGCAUCCGAAACACAUUCCUCCUGAAGAGUUAUGCAUACGUUGAACCCAGGAUACGACCCCUAAUCGUUGUCAUCAAGAAGUGGGCACGGCACCAUCAAAUUAACGAUGCCAGUCAAGGAACGUUAAGCAGCUACGCACUGGUGCUGAUGGUGCUACACUACCUCCAGACUCUCAAAGAACCAGUGCUUCCUUCACUACAAAUGGACUUUCCAGAGUGUUUUGAUCCCUCUUUGGAGAUUGACAGGAUCCCCGAGGCAGCUAAAAACAUCCCCCGCUACAACUCACAAAACCAGUCGUCUCUGGGAACGCUACUUCUGGGUUUUCUCCGAUAUUAUGCGACAGAAUUCAGCUGGAAGAAGAGCGUGAUCUCUGUUCGAGCUGGCAAAGCUUUGCCCAAGCAGAAUCAUCCAAAGUGGAACGACAAACUCAUAUGUGUGGAAGAGCCGUUUGAGAGGAAAAAUGUUGCACGGGCAGUCUUCAAGCAAGCCAAAUUUGAUGCCAUCAAAUCUCAGUUUCUUGAGUCCUGGCAAAUACUAUGGAAGGAGAUGGACCUGAACUCAAUUCUCCCUGUACAAGAUAUCAUUGAAGAGGAAACAUCCUGGAAAUGAGGCGUUACAUGACUCGAUGUGUUUUCCCAAAGAGGCACAGGAUCCAUCUUUCUCAAAACAUCCCAGUCCGCUGCAGCUUUGUAUGAUUUGCUUACACUCGUUGUAAAGAAUUGAUGUUGAGUGGGAUUUAUUUUUUGUCUUCCUCCUGUCACAUAACAAGUGUCUUUUGUACAUGUUUGUCAUGAGUUUUGUUAAGAAAUUAAAUCACUAAAGGUGAUGGAUUUGAA
Phyllopteryx taeniolatus (common seadragon) is the source of this 1758-nucleotide messenger RNA. It is a transcript of the gene tent2, whose product is annotated as terminal nucleotidyltransferase 2. Lineage: Eukaryota; Metazoa; Chordata; Actinopteri; Syngnathiformes; Syngnathidae. The record is from RefSeq and is a predicted model, not a curated record. The transcript has 15 exons. Gene Ontology annotation, molecular function: poly(A) RNA polymerase activity. The coding region runs from base 107 to 1531 and encodes 474 amino acids. Gene Ontology annotation, cellular component: cytosol.